GGGCCAUGGGGCGGGCGGAGGCGCCCGAAUCCCGCUUCCCCUGCGCCCUUCCACCCCCGGCCGUGCUCAGCCCGCGGCUACCUGCGCCCCGCCCCUGCCGGCCACGCCCGAGCCCAGCGCCGCGAGCCUCUCCCCGGAGGGCUGGCUUCUGGCCCCGGAAGCGGGAGCGCUGAUUUCUCUGCGAGUGGCUGCGUCUCCGCGGACAGAACGCGCGCCCCCUGGCCCAGCCCGCGAGGGGCUCCCGGCGUGGUCCCCGAGCGUUUCCCGCCGGGUGGAGCGGGCCGAGCCCGGCAGGAUGACCAGCCCCGCGGCCGCGCAAAGCCGAGAGAUCGACUGUUUGAGCCCGGAAGCUCAGAGGCUGGCGGAGGCCCGGCUCGCUGCAAAACGGGCGGCCCGCGCGGAGGCUCGUGAGAUCCGCAUGAAGGAGCUGGAGCGGCAGCAGAAGGAGAUCUAUCAGGUCCAAAAGAAAUAUUAUGGGCUGGAUACAAAAUGGGGUGACAUCGAGCAGUGGAUGGAAGACAGUGAGCGCUACUCUCGUAGAUCCAGAAGAAACACAUCGGCUUCUGAUGAAGACGAGCGCAUGUCAGUGGGUAGUCGUGGAAGCCUGAGGUCGCAGCCUGACUUGGAGUAUGGGGGUCCCUACGCCCGGACAAAUGGUUAUGAUGGAGAAUUCUAUGGAUCACAGUCCCUGAAUAGAAGAUCUGGCAGGAAUUCCAGCUACAGCAGCGACAGCAGAUUCUCUACUUUGCCAUCAUCCAGGGAGGAGAAGUUGGGACUCUCCGGCUCCAACCUUGGGCUUCCCGGUGGUGGCUUGGCUCCCACACCCCUCUCUGCCCCAAAUGGAAACUGGCCCUCCUGUCUAUACAGCGCUGCCCGGCCUUCAGGAAGUUACCGGGCGUUUGUGUUGGAUGAAGGCAGCUUCGGUGGGGCCCGACGGGGCAGCGUCAGUGGCUCCCGUGCUCCCUCGGAGUACAGCGGCCACCUCAACUCCAGCUCCCGUGCCUCCUCCAGGGCCAGCUCGGCCCGGGCCAGUCCUGUGGUAGAAGACAGACCAGAAAAAGAUUUUACUGAGAAGGGGUCUCGUAAUAUGCCAGGCCUGUCUGCAGCCACGCUGGCCUCUCUGGGUGGGACUUCCUCUCGGAGAGGCAGCGGAGACACCUCCAUCUCCAUCGACACCGAGGCAUCCAUCAGGGAAAUCAAGGACUCUCUAGCAGAAGUUGAAGAGAAAUAUAAGAAGGCUAUGGUUUCCAAUGCUCAGCUAGACAAUGAGAAGACAAACUUCAUGUACCAGGUUGAUACCCUCAAAGAUAUGAUGCUGGAGCUUGAAGAACAGCUGGCUGAAUCUAGGCGGCAGUACGAAGAGAAAAACAAAGAAUUUGAAAGGGAAAAACACGCCCACAGUAUACUGCAAUUUCAGUUUGCAGAAGUCAAGGAAGCCCUGAAGCAAAGAGAGGAAAUGCUCGAGGAAAUCCGACAGCUACAGCAGAAACAGGCGAGUUCUAUCAGGGAGAUUUCUGAUCUUCAGGAAACAAUAGAGUGGAAAGACAAAAAGAUAGGGGCAUUAGAGAGGCAGAAAGAGUUCUUUGAUUCCGUAAGGAGUGAACGGGAUGAUCUUAGAGAAGAAGUAGUCAUGCUGAAAGAGGAAUUAAAGAAACAUGGAAUAAUCCUAAAUUCAGAAAUAGCUACCAAUGGAGAGACUUCCGACACUCUCAAUAAUUUUGGAUACCAAGGUCCUAGCAAGAUGACGAAAGAAGAGUUAAAUGCCCUCAAGUCGACAGGGGAUGGGACCUUAGGAAGAGCCAGUGAAGUGGAGGUGAAAAAUGAAAUCGUGGCGAAUGUGGGGAAAAGAGAAAUCUUGCACAAUACUGAGAAAGAACAACACACAGAGGACACAGUGAAAGAUUGUGUGGACAUAGAGGUAUUCCCUGCUGGUGAGAAUACCGAGGACCAGAAAUCCUCUGAAGACACUGCCCCAUUCCUAGGAACCUUAGCAGGUGCUACAUAUGAGGAACAGGUUCAAAACCAAAUUCUAGAGAGCACUUCUCUCCCUGAAAACACAGCACAGGCUGAGUCAGAUGAGGUCAUGGGUGCACCAGAUGACAGGACCAGAACUCCCCUUGAGCCAUCCAGCUGUUGGAAUGACUUAGAUGGCGGGAACCACACAGGGAAUGUGGGAGAGGCAGCGGCGACUCAGGUUGGAGAGCAGGCAGGCACAGUGGCCUCAUGUCCUUUAGGGCAUAGUGAUGACACAGUUUAUCAUGAUGACAGAUGUACAGUAGAGGUUCCCCAAGAGUUAGAGACAAGCACAGGGCAUAGUUUAGAGAAAGAAUUCACCAACCUGGAAGCAGCUGAGCCCAAGGAGAUUCCAGUGCAGAGUACAGAAGUAGGUAGGGAUCACAACGAAGAAGAGGGUGAAGAAACAGUAUUAAGGGAUGAGAAACCAAUCAAGACAGAAGUUCCUGGUUCGCCAGCAGGAACUGAGAGCAAUGGUCAGGAAGCGACAGGUCCAAGUACAGUAGCCACUCAAAGUGAAUCCUUAGAUAUGAAAGAGCCUGAGGAAGGAAAGAAUGACCAACAGGGAGAGGCACUGGACUCAUCGCAGAAGAAGACAAAGAACAAGAAAAAGAAAAACAAGAAGAAAAAAUCCCCAGUACCUGUAGAAACCCUUAAAGAUGUUAAAAAAGAGUUAACUUAUCAGAACACAGAUUUAAGUGAAAUUAAGGAAGAGGAGCAGGUAAAGUCUACUGACAGAAAGUCCGCAGUGGAAGCCCAAAACGAGGCGCCUGAAAAUCCAAAACAGAAAAUUGCGGCAGAAAGCAGUGAAAAUGCUGAUUGUCCAGAGAAUCCUAAAAUUAAGUUGGCUGGAAAACUUGACCAAGAAGGCGAUGAUGUAAAAACAGCAGCUGAGGUGGUACUAGCUGAUGGAGACACAUUAGAUUUUGAGGAUGACACAGUUCAAUCAUUAGGCCCGAGGGCUGGUGGUGAAGAAUUAGAUGAUGGUGUUGCAAAAGAUAAUGCUAAAACAGAUGGUGCCACUCAGAGCAGUCCCGCAGAACCAGAGAGCGAAGACGCAGAUAGCUGCACACUGCCCGAAAAUGAAAGUCCCCCACAGGACAUUAGUGAUGCCUGUGAAGCAGAAAGUACAGAGAGGUGUGGGAUGUCAGAACAUCCAAGUCAGACCGUCAGGAAAGCUUUAGACAGCAAUAGCCUAGAAAAUGAUGACUUGUCGCCACUGGGAGGAGAGCCGGGGGACUUCAAUCCAGAAAGCAGAGAAGAUACCAGAGGAGGGAAUGAGAAGGGCAAAAGCAAAGAAGACUGUACCAUGUCCUAAGCUGAGGCAGGCGGCAGGUGUGGUGCACAGGAAGUCUGAGUGUAAGGGGCUCUUUUCUCCACUGCCAAUGUAAGUAGAAUGUUAUAAAUUCAUAGAGAUGCACUGUAUGCCAAUCACCAGGUGGUCUACUGCUUUAAGUUAUAGACUGUUACUUGUAGAUUUCCAUGUAAUCAUUGAGGUUAUCACCCAGAUUGGAAAGACAUAUUUGUUAUCAGUGUACGUUCUAAUUGAGAGCAUUCCAGUAGUAUCAAACAAUCAUGUCUACUGUUUAUAGUCCACUUAAUAAAAAUAGAAGCAUUUACCAUUUGCCUUAGGCUGAUAGGAAUGUGGAUAUUCUUGACCAAAUAUAUCAGCAUCUAAUUGAAAUGACCAAAUAGCAUUCUUAGACUUAUGUAUUAUGAAUAUAAUUGAUAUUUAAAUUAAUGUCUUGUUCACAUAUGUGUAUUUUCAUAUUUGAUUUUAAAAUGUACAUUAUAACCUGUAUGGUAUUUUAUUUAAAGGGGAUAAACAGCCAAAUAGCAAAUAGGUCACUGAAUGAUAAGAUUUGCACCUUAGAACAAGAGUCAUUUUAAGGAUAACAAGUAAACGUCUGAAAGCACAAGGGGCUUUAUUUGCCUUCACCUCAUAUAAGUCUUUGAUCUUGAAUCAAUGCUUUUGGAUCUCAUUGUUGAUAUACCUGAAUUUACUCUGUAGGAGAUUUUAACUUCAUGCUGAUGAUGUAUCAAUUUCAUUUUAUAGAAAGAUUUAAAGUUUUUUUCUGGUAGUGAUAUAUGUCAAAUUACAUUUCCUACUGCAGUAUUUGAGCAGGGACAGUCAUUUUUUAAAUGUUUUUGGCUGGGCUCGGUGGCUCACGCCUGUAAUCUUAGCACGUUGGGAGGCCGAGGCAGGUGGAUCACCUGAGGUCAGGAGUUUGAGGCCAGCCUGGCCAACAUGGUGAAACUCUGUCUGUACUAAAAAUACAAAAACUUGCCCAGGUGUGGUGGUGGGUGCCUGUAAUCCCCGCCAUUCUGGAGGCUGAGGCCGGAGAAUUGCUUGAACCUGCGAGGCAGAAAUUGCAGUGAGCCGAGAGCAAGCCGUUGUACUCCAGCCUGGACAGCAAGAGCGAAACUCUGUCUAAAAAAAAAACACAAAACAAUGUUUUCACGCCUGUAACCCUAGCACACUGGGAAGCCAAGAUGGGAGGAUCACUUGAGGCCAGGAGUUCAAGGCUGCAGUGAGCUAUGAUUGCACCACUGUACUCUAGCCUGGAAGACAGAGUGAGACCCUGUCUCUUAAAAAAAACAAAAAAACAAACAAGAUUUUGAACCGUGAAAUUACUUCUGUUUCUUUGAAUUUCUAAUCAUCAUUCAAAAGAGCAGUAAAAAAAGGUUACUUGUUCUUGUACAAUCUACUAAUUAGACUAUAGUAGAAUAUUUUAAAGAGCUGAAUCACUUUUGGUAUUUUGGUAUAAAUAUUUUCAUUUGUUAUGUCCCAGUAUAUUCUUAUUGGAAAAUUCUUGUUUUGAUCUGCCUGAAGAAAAUACCUGUUUUCUAUAUAAACAAACAUUUAAAAAAUAACUGUAAAGUUAGAUUUAAAAUUGUAAAAUAUAAAAUCACAAAGGAAUGUACCUUAUGAAUGUUGUCAACAUUUUAUGAAAUUAUGUGGAUUCAUAUUACUGUUACAAGAUAGAAUUGAAUGCAAAAAGACCAAAACCUCAAUAAAAUUUGAGGAAAACGUAAGUGUUAUUAUGUAAUUGAAAUAAAAACAUUUUAUAAUUGUA
This is a messenger RNA of Rhinopithecus roxellana (golden snub-nosed monkey), 5090 nucleotides long. RefSeq names its product LRR binding FLII interacting protein 1 (gene LRRFIP1). Gene Ontology annotation, molecular function: RNA polymerase II cis-regulatory region sequence-specific DNA binding; DNA-binding transcription factor activity, RNA polymerase II-specific. Gene Ontology annotation, biological process: regulation of transcription by RNA polymerase II. The record is from RefSeq and is a predicted model, not a curated record. Lineage: Eukaryota; Metazoa; Chordata; Mammalia; Primates; Cercopithecidae. The coding region runs from base 296 to 3331 and encodes 1011 amino acids. The transcript is spliced from 21 exons.